CGCACGAAAAAGUAUGAUGGCGACUUCGUCAUUCAUUUGUGAAUUCGCCGAGCAAGUUGUUAAGGCGAUGGUGGAGCAUGUUGUGUUGUUCAAGUGGCAGGAUGACGCUACCCCCGAGGCCAUCGAAUCCGUUGGCCAAUCUAUCUUGGCCUUGAAAGACAAGAUUCCUGGCGUCAUCGACCUCGCUUAUGGCGAAGACUUCACCAAGACCCGCUCCCAAGGGUUCACGCACGCGCUUGUAGUCCGCAUGGCCAACAAGGACGUCGUGGCGUUCUACGAUGCGCACCCCGAGCAUGUCAAAGUGAUCACUCAAAUCCGAACCAUCGUGGACAAGAUCCUCGCCGUGGACUUUGAAUCACCCCGCCACACCCCCAACUAAUGCCUGUAAUACCAUUGUUUGACCCUAGUAUGUAGCUUGUUCACCACGAACCAAAUCAAUGAACAUACCCGCAUAACGUUAAGACAUUCAUGAUGAUUUGGAGGCCAA
Aphanomyces astaci is the source of this 487-nucleotide messenger RNA. RefSeq lists its product as hypothetical. The coding region runs from base 14 to 379 and encodes 121 amino acids. NCBI's taxonomy places the organism in Eukaryota, Oomycota, Saprolegniomycetes, Saprolegniales, Verrucalvaceae. The record is from RefSeq and is a predicted model, not a curated record. The transcript has a single exon.